Cylicostephanus goldi is the source of this 1044-nucleotide messenger RNA. The record is from the annotation of a GenBank genome assembly. Lineage: Eukaryota; Metazoa; Nematoda; Chromadorea; Rhabditida; Strongylidae.
AUGGAUCCUAACAGUGGAUCCGCUGUAUUAGCCGAAGUAGCUAGGGCCAUGAUGCAGACAGUGAACGAAACUGGCUGGAGGCCAGCUCGUACGAUAAUGUUUGCAAAUUGGGACGCAGAAGAGCAUGGAAUUAUUGGAUCAACCGAGUUUGUCGAGGAGUUUACGGAUAUAUUACGUCAACGAGCAGUUGUCUACUUGAAUAUGGACACUAUUCAUGGAAAUAUGACAUUACAUGUUGGAACAAUCCCAUCUCUUUAUCGAGUAAUUGUUGAAGCAGCCAAAAGAGUAGAGAACCCAUCAAAGUCAGAAAAGGCUAAGGGAAGGACGACAGUCUACGACACUUGGCUGAGGCUACGUCCUUCUCACACUCCUGGUUUGCCUCAGAUUCCAGUACCAGGAGGCGGCUCUGAUCACGCAGCUUUCCUCACUUAUGCAGGUAUACCUGUGGUUGAUUUUUCGUACAAAAACGCAACAAUUCACGAUACCUACCCGCUUUAUCACACUAUGUAUGAGACACCCUUUGUGAACGAGCAUCUUUUAGAUACCGAUAAUUUUGCGGUCCACCGCGCUAUAGGACAAUUUUGGGCAGAAUUAGCUCGCUUUUUUACUGACGAAGCUGUGCUGCCAUUCAACACUACCGAACUUGCCGUAGCUAUAGUGAAGGACUACAUUCCAGCGCUAGGUAAAGCGCUAACUCCACUGAAAUAUUACCAAAAGGCCAUAGAACCUGCUGUUGAGCAAUUGUCUCAUUUUACGAAAGCGGCGCAGGAAUUCCUGAAUAUGUGUAGGAAUAAGCGCGAAUCAUAUCCUGGAUUACAAACGCGUCGCGCCUUGUACGCGGCGCGGCAGGCAUACAGUAGCCGUGCAAAAAGGGCCAUUACUUGCGCAACGGUAUCCUCUCUUUAUAUAUUGUUCUUUAGUGCACAACGUUGUUUCAUCAAUCCACGCGGUUCGCCUACAGCACCACAAUCCAGACAUGUUCUCUACUCAAUUAGUGAACACGACAGCUAUGCAAGUAGGCAAAUGGCCGCUGUCUAUGAUGCU